Triticum turgidum subsp. durum (durum wheat) is the source of this 1326-nucleotide messenger RNA. Lineage: Eukaryota; Viridiplantae; Streptophyta; Magnoliopsida; Poales; Poaceae. The record is from the annotation of a GenBank genome assembly.
AUGGAGGGGAGUGGCGGGUCCGCGUCGCUGCCGCCGUUCCUCACCAAGACGUACGAGAUGGUGGACGAGCCGGCCACGGACGCGGUGGUGGCGUGGACGCCGUCCGGCACCAGCUUCGUCGUCUUGAGCCAGGCCGACUUCUGCCGGGAUCUUCUCCCCAAGUACUUCAAGCACAACAACUUCUCCAGCUUUGUGCGCCAGCUCAACACCUACGGCUUUAGGAAGGUAGAUCCAGAACAAUGGGAAUUUGCAAAUGAAGAAUUCAUACGAGACCAGCGGCAUCGGUUGAAAAAUAUCCAUAGACGCAAGCCAAUAUUCAGCCAUUCAUCACAUACUCAGGGUGCCGGACCAUUAGCUGAUAGUGAAAGGAGGGACUAUGACGAGGAAAUUGAGAGGCUCAAGUGUGAUAAUGCAUCACUGAAGUUACAGCUUGAAAGGAAGAAAACUGAUAUGGAGAGUAAAAUGAAGGCUUUGGAAGACAAACUAUUUGCUAUCGAGGAUCAGCAGAAAAAUCUUAUAUCUUAUGUCAGAGAAAUUGUGAAUGCACCUGGAUUUUUUUCUAGCUUCGUAGAACAAUCUGAUCAUCAGGGAAAGAAGAGGAGACUGCCUAAACCAAUUUCAUUCCAUGAGGAUACAAGUACUCAGGGGAACCAGAUUAUGCAUUGUGACUUGGUCAACUCACCAACUCAUGAACUUUUUAGGGCAUCAUUUGACAAAAUGGAAUCAUCCUUAAAUUCCUUGGAGAAUUUCUUCAAAGAAGCGAGCGAGGCAUUUCGUGAUGAUGUUUCAUAUGAUGGUGAUGUCCCAGGUCAUUCUUCAGCUGUUGUUCUUACAGAGCUCCAUUCAUCUGCGGAGAGUGAGCCCCUCCAUUCAUCUGCGGAGAGUGAGCCCCAUGAGCAAUCACCUCCGUCCAUGAUGCAUACUUGUUCAGCUGGUGUAGGAGAUUCACACUCUUCUCGCGAUAUAGCAGAGUCCGCCAGCUGUCCAGAGAGUCCUCCGCUUCCCGAAGCUCAUUCUCGUGCAGAUUCACGAGCUAAGGUCUCCGAGAUAGAUGUCAAUUUGGAACCUGCUGUUACAGAAACUGGUCCAUCGAGAGAUCAACAACCCACCCAAGACCCUCCUGCUGAUGCAAAUGAUGGAUUUUGGCAGCAGUUUCUUACCGAGCAGCCUGGGUUGUCCCAUGCACACCAGGAGGCCCAAUCAGAACGGCGAGACAGAGAAGCAAAUCAAACAACAGCAGGAGACCGCGGAAGUUUUUGGUGGGGCAAGAGCGUCGAACAGAUGACAGAAAAACUGGGGCAUCUCACCUCAGCUGAGAAAACCUGA